Monopterus albus (swamp eel) is the source of this 4241-nucleotide messenger RNA. It is a transcript of the gene znf592, whose product is annotated as zinc finger protein 592. The transcript has 9 exons. The record is from RefSeq and is a predicted model, not a curated record. Bases 273 to 4007 code for a protein of 1244 amino acids. NCBI's taxonomy places the organism in Eukaryota, Metazoa, Chordata, Actinopteri, Synbranchiformes, Synbranchidae.
UACUCCAUUGAGUUGUCAUGUAGUAGUAAUAUUACAAGUGGUCAAUGGCACCGCCUCUCGUCUGUAAGACAGCAUCGAGGGCUUAAGUCAGCCGUGUGGCAGCAAAAGAAAAACGAAGUUAACCCUAAUAGCUUGUAGCCUAGAUAUGCAACUCUGCAACUGCUAAACCUAAUUGUCUAAUUGUUUACCGCUUACAGUUGACGGGUUAUAUAGCUACUUUACUAGAGCUGUUAGCCAUAACCGGAUCAAAUGGUUUUUGAGAAUGCGCAGUCAUGGGUGACAUGAAAACCCCAGAUUUUGAUGAUCUUCUGGCUGCCUUUGACAUCCCAGAUGCCACAGGGUUAGAUGCCAAAGAGCCCAGCCAGGGGAGUCAUGAGGAUGCAGAAAGUGAACAGAAGCAUGCAGGCAUAUGUCUGGAUGACAACUUACUGAGUAACCAAGCUGUCACAACAGCAGAUGUUCCUGUUGUAAGUGUUAUUGUAAAAAACACAACUUGCCAGCAGUUGUUUGAAGGUUUUGGUGAUAAGCUUCACUCAGGACCAGCAUUACAAAAUGGAUUUCAGGGACAAGGGCCUUCCACUGACUCUGUUGAGACAACCAACACCGAUUUCUCCAGGUCAUUUGUCUCUGCUUUGAAUGGUGAGAGUUCAAGAGAGCUUCUUGGAAAGGCACCUAUUCAGCACAAACCUGAUGGAACACCAAUAUUUUUCCACUCGCUAUCUCAUUUUAGUCCCAUCUCCAGUCCUGAGACUGAAGACACACUAUGUAGUAGAGAUGAAAUGCAUCCAAAACAAGAACGACCAUGUUUCCCAGAAGCUUCAGGUUUGAUGGAACCUUCAGUCCUAGACAAUUCAAAAAACCUGGACCUCAGCAUGUUUGAUGACUGUCCAAAGGACUCUGAUAUUAGCAAGAAGACACAAAGGAGCAAAACAGAAAGCAAUAGAAUGGAGGAGCUUUCUGACACCUGUGGCAGUAUUGAAAUAGAUAGAGUACAGAAUGCACUUCCUCCACCAAGUAGUAACCAGAACUUUGAGACCAACUACAAUUCAGGAACCACAAUGGAUGUGCCCACCACUUAUCCACAUGUCAAAUCUCAGACUUCUAAAUUAUCCUCUUGUCUUGAGGCCUUGGUGGCUCUGAAUGCUAGAAAAGAUCUUGGUGAGCAGACUAAUCCCAGAGAAUCAUCAGUGGUUCAGAAUGAUUGCAUGAAAGCUAGCCCCAAGUUUCCCAUAUCACCACGAAGCCCCAGAAGUCCUCUUGAAGCUGUAAAACGGUUUAUGAAACCCUCUGAUAGCCCUGUAAGCAUCUGCAGCAGUGGCAAAUCAUCCCCUGUGGUGGCAUGCGGGUCACCCCCAGCUAUACCCAGGGUGAGAAUUAAGACAAUCAAGACCACGUCUGGGCAGAUUAAGCGUACAGUCACUAGUGUCCUGCCUGAUUCAGAAACAGAUGAAGUUCAUUCAGCAUAUGAAUCCUCUCCAUCACAGAGUGUGAUUAGUGAAGAUUCUUAUAGUAAUAUGUCCCCUCACCAGUCUCAGAGUGCAGCUGUUGAUAGUAUUUUUCAAAUACAGAAUAAAGGUACCCCAUCUAAUGCAUCCCCACAGAAAGUUUUACACAACAAAUCAGAAACAAACUCUAAGAGGAGAGGUACAACACAGCCUAUGAUAGUGUUUCGUAAUAACAGUGGUCGUGUCAAAAGAUCUGCUGCACAUCAGGGCCAGAAACCAAAGAGAUUAUCGGCCACAACAGGUCAUUCAGCUAGCACAAACUUCCUUCCCAAAGCAAUGCACUUAGCAAGUCUAAACCUGGUUCCUCACAGUGUUGCUGCUUCAGUAGCAGCACGUUCCACCUCUCACCCACAAAGUCAAUACACAUUCUCAUCUAUGGUUUACAGUACUGUGCCGUUGGUGCAUCAGGUCAAAACAGCUAACCCUUAUUCUCGCACGUCCAAUAACACAGCAGCAGGAACCUUAAACAAACUGUCAAACACCGUCAACCCUGUGCCUACAUAUGUGCCCAACUUGAACCCCCCUCCAGAGAGCAAUAUCAACCUUCCACCGCAUGGAUACUGCUGUCUCGAGUGUGGGGACUCUUUUGGGGUGGAGAGGAGUCUUGCGUAUCAUUACAACAGGAGGAGUGUUCACAUUGAAGUAGGAUGUACGCACUGUGCAAAGACAAUAGUGUUCUUCAACAAGUGUGCCUUAUUGGCUCAUGCACGGGAACACAAGAGCAACGGCAAGGUGAUGCAGUGCACCCAGCUCCAUAUGAAACCCAUACCAGAAGAAGAAAUGUUUGUACCCCUGAGAGCUGAAACUGUGAACGUGGACUCUUACACCUCAUCUAAAAACCAGCCUGUCCUGCCCCUGUAUCCAGACAAUGUUGUCCGCCAUCGACUCCGAUGUCUGGAGUGUAACAAGCAGUUGCCUGACUACAAAGCGCUUGCAGGCCAUUACCAGAGGCCAUCAGAAGAUGUAGAAGGACUAUUGUGCAAGUUGUGCUCCAUGUUGUUACCCAACAAGUGCAGCUUCAGAGCUCACCAACGUAUUCAUGCACAUAAGUCUCCUUACUGUUGCCCUGAGUGUGGUGCGCUGAGUCGCUCUGCAGACAUACAGAAGCACGUGAAGGAAAACUGUCUGCACUAUGCACGCAAGGCUUGGUACAAGUGUCUUCAUUGUGAUGUGGUUUUCAAGACCCUUCAUGGACAGAAGACCCAUAUUGAAGAGAAACACACUGAGGUGUUUUACAAGUGUUCCAUCUGUCCAAAUGCCUUCAAGACCCCCGACAGCUGUGAAGUUCAUUUGAAGAAUAAACACAGUGCUAGCAAAGCAUCCCCUCAACUAAUCUUUAAGUGUUCAUGUGGAGCCAUUUUCAAGAAAAAGCAAUUACUGUUUCAGCAUUUCCAUCAUAAUGCCAACAAGCGUGUUACGUGCGUGUUCAAGUGUCCAGAAUGUAACUCGGUCUUUUCACAAAAGCAGUUGUUAAUUCAACACUUUAAGGGUGUGCAUGCAGGAAACAUGGCAGAAGAGAUGGAGGACAGUAAGCAGUCUGACUAUACUGACUGGUACAAGGAUGUCCAUUCUGUCCAACAGCAGAAGAGUCGCAGUCCUGUUAAACACACAGAUAGUCCCCGAAAAAAGGCUGAUCAGGACAGCAGGCCUUGUGUCAAGGCCAUCGGCUGGACGUGCGGGGAGUGUCUCCAGUGGUUCCCUGAAAGAGACUCCUACAUUUUUCAUGUGAAGAGCAAACACAGAAAGUCAGUGAGGAAGUAUCCAUGUCGACAAUGUGAGCAGUCUUUCAACUCCACAACCAGUCUGAGAAGACACAUUCGCAGUGACCAUGGUGGAAAAAAGCAGGUCUACACUUGCUGGUAUUGCACGGAUACCAAGACGAUAUUCACAACGAGUGUCAGUUUGAAGAACCACAUUAGUUUAAUGCAUGGAAUCAAAAAUCCUGACCUUGGCCAAAUGCCGGAAACAUCCAUUCAGGAAUCAACGAAGACUUGGGGCAAGGGGCUUCAAUCAGAAAGGGCUGCCCUCGGCAACCAGGAGGAGAGGCAGGUUUGCGCUGAUAGUCUGGAGGCUCCUUCAGUGAAGCGUCUGAAAACUCAGUUUCACUGUUCAAAGUGUGGUUUCAUCACAUACGAUAGUGCACAGUUCAAGCAGCAUAUACCUCAGCAUAAAACUGAUGAAAACACACCUCAGUGCCUUCACUGUGGUCUGUGUUUCACAUCUAUGCUGUCUCUAAGCAGACACCUUUUCAUUGUACACAGAGUCAAAGAGUCCAAGGAGGAGGAGGAGGAGGAGCAGGAUAUAAAGGUUAGGAAGAAGGAGCUGGGUAAUCAACCAGUUAGAUCAACAGAGACCGAUGAGGUAAAUAAUUGGUUACAAGAGCUAAACAAAACUGAGCCCUCAAAGGCAGAAGAACCAGCAAGUCUGCACUGUGACAAGACCACAGACUGUAAUUUAAAACUGAGCACUCGCUCUCAGACACAAUCAGUCUCUCUUCCUUAGUGACGGCCACCUACUUAAUAUCUUGGAGGUGGUGCAAAGUGGCCUUUAAUUUUGAAAUUUCUUUUCAGAGGCCAUGCAGUAUAUUGAAGUUCAUUCUAAACAUUUAAUAAGGAACUUGUAUUUUCAUAAACAAGAGGACAAAAUAAUUUUUCUAUUGUUUUUAUUUAACUUUGCAUGUUGGUGACAUAUUCAUCUUGCUUUUCGGACAUAAGUUCUUAAUGUUUUUAUUGGGGG